Ectocarpus siliculosus is the source of this 3045-nucleotide messenger RNA. NCBI's taxonomy places the organism in Eukaryota, Phaeophyceae, Ectocarpales, Ectocarpaceae. The record is from the annotation of a GenBank genome assembly.
AUGUCGGCGCCUUGCCCCCGCUCCUCCUCGUGCGAGCGGUGCAGCGCUUUCCCGGGAUCGAGACAUUUCUCGGAAAUUUCCUCCAAGGGGGGAGACUUGAGCAGCAACUCUUCCAGCACCAUCGCCGCCGGACUCAGGCGCGCGGACUCCGGGUGGCACCUGGGCCUGGUGCUCGGCCUCCUGAUCGGCGGCCUGUGCUACGGCCGGGGAGGGGGGGGGGGAUCCAGCGUGGUGGCGAAGGACGGGGGGGAGGGGACGUCGUGGUUCGAUGACAAGCCCGCGUUCGUGGCGUGCGCUGCCGCCUGCUCGGUGGUGCUGUCCGUCGCCGUGGUGGCCUGGCGGCGCACCGGCAACGACGGCGCGAUAAAAAGUGAAACCGUCGUCGGGUGCGGCCGAACAACCGGGGCCCUGAGCGUCUUCGGCCGCCGCCUCCGGCAUGGUAAGGGGGGUUCCGCAGGGCGAAAGGAGGCGUUUGGGGAGGGGGAGGACGGUGGGGAGGAGGAGCCCUUGCUGGCUGGUGGAUCUCUUGACGCCCCUGGGCCGUCGUCAUCGGCGUCUGAGCCGGGCGAGAGAACUGACGUGGAGGCAGGGGCGGGGGGUGGCGCUGAUUGCCCCGUGUCUUCGAGGUAUCUGGCCGCCUGCAAGGGAAACACGGUCGCCGCGAAGGCGAUGUGGGACGAAACCGUCAAAUGGCGAACGGACACAGGAGCCGAGCGGUCGCUUUCCACCCCCCAGCCGACCCUGGACAUCAUCAAGCAGUGCUACCCUUACUUCGUGCACGGCCGUUCCAAGAAGGGCGAAGUAGUGGUCUACGAGCAAACGGGGAAGAUGCAGUUCGGCCGCCUCGCGGAUGCCGGCGUUUCCCCGUUCGAUAUGCAGAUGCACUACGCGUUCUUCAACGACUUCGUGUUCAGCAAGCUCAACGACGAGGACGACGACGAUGCCAAGCUCAUGACCGUGCUCGACGUCGGGGAGCUCCGGCUGGCGACCAUCAAGAACAACACGGUCGUUACAAAAUACCUCGCCGCCACGGCGGAGGUGAUGCAGAAGCACUACCCCGAGCGCCAGAGCCGCAUCCUGGUGGUGAACGCCCCGUGGUGGUUCGCGGGCAUCUGGAAGGGGGUGUCCGGAGUCCUGUCUUCGGGGACCCAGGCGAAGCUGCAGAUCAGGGGGAAGAACUUCUUGCCGACGCUGCUGGAGCACGUGGACGCUUCGCAGAUACCCUCGGAAUACGGCGGUGAUAGCCCGCAAGCCCUGGGAGAGUCCACGGAUGAGAUGGCCUUGUGUAGACUGGCAGCUAGCUUGGGUCCGACGUCGUUGCCGCCGCCGCCAGAAGGGGCUGCACCCUCGCGGUCCGAUGCCGGCGACGGCGAAAGGAGCGGCGAUGGGUCGGCGGUUGGCAGUGUCGCUAGCGGGGACGGGGACGACGAUCAUCUUGUCCCGGAUUAUAGCGACGGUGUUGGUAGUGAGAGCGGGGUCAUGGAGGAGGGUGGAAUUCCUGGUGAAUUUGUUGGCGGCGGCGGCGGCGGGGGUAGUAGCCAUGGCCUUCGCGAUGGCGAGGAAGGCAGCGCGCUGCAGGCGUCCCCGCGGCCGCGCGAGAGCUCGGCCGUCUCUGCUGCCGCCGCCGCCGGCGGCGCUAGUCGCGACGCAAAAGGGGCGAGCUUUGGUCCCGGGAGCGGCGAAGACGGGGACGGCGGCGAGAGGGGACCAUCGGCAGACGGCGGCGGCAGCACCGGGGGGCUAGGCGUGACCCAGCGGUUCGCGUCGGCAGUGCGAAGGAUGCGAGGGGGCGCCACUAGGGCAUACCUCGGUGUGGAGAACAAAUUCCGGUACGACACGGCCCGACGGAUGUGGGUGAUGGAGGGCGAGGGGAGGGGUCGAAGCGGGGCGACAGGGAACGACGGCAGCGGUGGUGUCGGCGAGAGAACAAGGCGCAAAGACACAGGAGGCGCGCAGGAUGAAACCGCCAGAGAUAGCGACGGCGACAAGGACAACUCGGAGCAGAACUUGAUCCGCGCCAUCCAAGCCGCGCAGCAGGCGCGGGGCGGAGCGAAGAGCGUUUUCUCCUCCGGGGCCAACGGCGGCAACGGCGGCGGCGGCGGCGGCGACAUUGUCAGGACGUGGAGGAUGGACGGCCCGCCCCCGGGGGGGAGCGAGGGCGGCGAGACUACGGCAGCGGUGGUUCUGGCGCUGCACCUGGUGUGGGUGGCGUUGGAAGCGGCCACAGAGGCUUUGCUGCCGUUGUGGAUGCUAUCCCCUGGGGGUCACGGCGGUCUCGGGUUCUCGGCUGCAGACACGGGUGUCGUUCUGGCGAUCGCGGUGGCCGCGCUGGCCUUGCCGCGGUACUUCUCUCCGGCCGCGCUGCUGCGGGUGGCCGCUCGCUCCCCCGUCCGCACGCUCCGGGCGGCCACGAGCGUCCAGGUUAUCGCCGCCACCUUCCUGUCCGGGGUAGCAACCUCGGCGUGGACGUGGACGGGCCCGCUCUCCCGAGACGCCACCUUCGCCGCCGUUACCGCGGCCGCCGCCGCGUCCCGAGCGGCGUCCACGAUGCUCGCACGGCCGGCCCUGGGCAACCUCUUGAGCGUCGCUCUCGGCCACGCCGGCGGCGGCGGCGGCGUCAGCGACCGGCACCACCGCCGGCGGUCGGCGGACGGCGUCCUGCUGGCGGUGACCGCCGGGGUUUCGCAGUCAAUAGGCGUGUUGGCGAUGGGGGUGGUGUUUUCCAGGGCCGUGGCGGCUGGAGCGGACGCCGGCGUCGUGUCGUUCAGGCUCGUCGCUGCUGCCUUCGUCGGCGUGUAUCUGGCGACGCUCUUGGUGUCUUCCUCGAGCGGGACGGCGGGGUCCAGGGCGCGAUGGCGCUGCGGCGGCGGCGGCGGCAGCGGCGGGCCCUGGCUCGCCAUGUGUGACUGCGUGGAGGAGGCGACGGCCGCGAGCACCGUGUCGUCCCCGCCGAUGUCGUCGUACACGCUGGGGGAGGUGUGGGGGGGGGAUCAAGCGGGGGGCGGGUGGGUCGCGGGUGCAAGCGACCUGGCAAAGGAGUCUUGA